Molecule: messenger RNA, 17873 nt
Organism: Brassica rapa (field mustard)
Lineage: Eukaryota; Viridiplantae; Streptophyta; Magnoliopsida; Brassicales; Brassicaceae
Source: RefSeq, a predicted model, not a curated record
CUUACGUCGUAAAGCAAUUUGUUUUCGUUAAAACUACCUAUAAUAUAAACAAAAGGAAGUAUUUGCUUUUUCUUAAAAAUUACGACUUGGAUCCAAACUAACAAGUGAGCGGUAUUAGCGAUAUCUAGUAGACAAGUAUUUCAACACGUGUCCUCAUGCGUUAACCCCAAUCUUCCACUGAUUCAAAUCUUCUUCGCCGUUCACCAUCAAGAUCCUCCGCCAUAGCUUUUCCUAGGCAUGGGCGUUCAGGUCUUCGGGUCGGGCUUGGAUCGGUUCUUUUGGGGUCCGGAUCUUUCGGAUCCUAAACAUUUGGAUCCAAUAGGUAUUUGUAAAUUUUCGGUUCGGUUCGGGUUCGGAUCGGUUCUUCUCGGGUCCGAAUCGGUUCGAGUAUAUAAUUAAAAUACCUAUAAAAUACCCGUAAUUGUCAGAUCCAUAUCGGAUCCGGAUCGGAUUCGGGUAUUUAGGAUCUGAAAAUGACAUGAUAUACCUAAACUCCAUGAAAUUUAGUCGAUAAUUGUCAUAUGUAUCUAAUAUUUUAGAAAAUAACUUAAAUUAAACCAUCAAUAAUUAAAAUAUUUUUUUUAAACUCUGAGUUUUUCAUUUUAAAGCUUAAUAUUAUUUAAAAAUAUAACAAAAUAAUAACAAAUAUUGUUAACAAAAAAUAUUUCAACUAAAUCAUAAAAUAAUAUAUAUCUACAUAUAUAUAUAUAAUAGAACACAAAAAAAUCAUAAUUUUGGAUAUAUAUGUUCUUAAGUCGGGUACAAAUCAGUUAUUAUCGGGUCGGAUCUAUUCGGGUCAGUUUUUUUCGGGUCCGGUUUUAUUCAGGUCGGUUCCUUUCGGUUCUGGUUCUUUCGGGUAAAAGAAAUUUAGACACAAAGGUACUUAUAAAUUUUCGAUUCAGCUUCGGGUCGGAUAUUUUUAGGUUAAUUCCGGUUCGAGUUUUUGGAUCCAUGUUAAAAUGCUCAGUCCUGGCUUCUCCCAACACUCCUUAGCCCUUGUAUAUCUCCACUGCAAAUAAGAUCAGCUCAUUAGCAUCAGAGGCGUGCAAACACUAAUAGCUGCCCAAAGCAAUAGAGAAAUAAUUUUUUUAUGAAUCUAGAAGCUACUGUAGUUUAGUUUACCAGAACCAUAGAACACAUCAUUUUUCAUCUAAAAUGAAACAAAACCAUAGAACAAAUCAUUUACGUGGAUGUUAGGAGAAACAAUUGUUUCUAUAUUUUGUUUGGUUUCUUAAAUAACCAUGCAUGUUUUCAUUCUAAUAUAUGUGUUUUGCUUUUUGCUUACCCAUAAAACUAUUAAUGAGGCUAUGUUUAAUAGUUUUUGUUAUAUAAUAUCUAAUUAAGUUCAAUAAAACAUAAGAAAUGCUUUUAAACUUUUUAAAUAUACUUGUUCUUAAGCCAAGUUACAAAAAUAAUUGAUGCCCUAGGCCAAUGUUUAUCUUUUCCUCAUGUGAGCACGGCUCUGAUUACCAUCGAGAGCCACUAUGAUGAGAAGCUUAGAACCGUCGACGCUAUAUCUAGUAGCCUCUCUGCUUCUGACUCUUCUUUCUUCUCCAAUCCACCAGUUGCAAGGAGCACACCCCCAUCUCCGGUGAAAACUUAAACCGAAGAUUUUUUCCAUCCCACUAAGAAUUAUGGACAAUAGUAGAUACAAAAUUACCCUUACCAAACAUGGAAGACUUCAAUGAAAGAAGAUAAUAUAAGGUAUAAUAGUGAAAACUCAGAGAAACCACAUAAAUCUAAUACUCUUUUUUUUUUUUUUUUUUUUUUACAACAAUAAAUCUAAUACUCUAUCAUCAGAAACUUUAUUAAAAUCAGCACAAAUUGGAGAAAGAAGAAAAUACGAGAAGAAAUUGCUCCGAAAUAAGCUGAAGACACAACAAAAUCUCAAUCAUAUUGAGAACUUAUUUAACUAUUUUACAUACAAAAUCAAUCCUAUAAUUAUCAAUUAUCAAAAUAGAAACCAUAUUCUAUAGCCCUCUGAAAGAUAUUGAAUAGAUAAGGGGAAUAAAGAGAUAAUUCUCUCUCACUCUAAAGAGAAGAGAGAUAGACUAUUUUUCUAUCAGUCAGUCAUUGGAUUCUAAAAGAUUGAGCGGUGCGGGACAAGCGGAUUGAGCGGUGCGGGACAAACGGUACAAUUGCGGUGCAAUUCUAACAGUUAUAAAAAUAUAUAGAUAUAUGAUAUAUGUAAAGAUUUUUGUUAUUGUUAACUGCGGUGCGGUGCGAGGCGGAUUAAAACAUUUGAAGCCUUAAACACACGAGUUGGUCAAAAUCUUAUACACAAAUUAAUAUUAAUACACCUCAAGAAUCCUAAGAAAGAAGGAAAAUUAGCACAUAUAACCAUCAUCUAAUCUAUUAAAACUGAAAUACAUUUGAAAUAUCACCCUUACUCAUCUUAAUAUUUACAGUUUUAUGCCACUGAGAUUUAAAUCAUUUAUUGCUUCCUUAAUUAAAGAUAUUUCAUAGUUUAAUUACAACAAAUCAUGACCCUACUUAGCUAUAACACGUUUUUGGUUUGAGUUUCAAUUAAUGCUAGAUUCUAGUUUGCAAAUCUAAACCGCUUAAUAUAUAACUAGAGCUUGACCCGUGCGACCGCACGGGUAUUUAUUUUUAAUUUUAUAAAUAAAAUUUUGUUUUGUAUAAAUUAUAUAAUAUAAAUUUAUUUACAGUUUACACAUAAUAUAUAGUUGUUUAAUGUGACAUUUUAAACAUAAUAAUUCUAUUUAUAACAUUGCGUAAUUAUAUUUUAUUUUUUGAAAGUAAUUUUAUCAUCCAUAUUUUUAUCAUAUAAAUUUAUUGUAUUCAAUUAUUAGUGUACUUUUAUUUAUAUAAAAAUAUGCUACCAAUACUAUAUUAGCAGAAUAAUUUAUAUUUUAUUUAUAUAUUAUAUAAAUGAUUAUUUCAUGUGUUUUUUUUUUCAAUUAUUAAUAAUAAAUAAUGCAAAACAUAACUAUAUAGUUUCAAAAUGAUAUUAUGUUCUAAAUUGAGUGGUUCUGCGCUAAUAACAUACAUCAUAUCAAAUGUACAAAAAAUCAAUUUUGUUUAAAAAUGAACAAAUUUCAUCAAUGAUUUUAUCUAAAUUGAAAUAUUUAUAAAACAUUGAUUAUUGUUAUACUAUAAGUUUCAUUCUACACUUCAAAAUAUUAAACCCACUGAUUAUUAGUUUAAAUAAGAUAUAGUAUGUAGAUCCAAAGAUUCUAUUGUUAUAUUCAUAAGGUAUAUGACUUUUGUGGUUUAAUACUUUCCAAAAUAUUAAACCUACCAAUUUUAUUUUUAUAUUAUAAGUAUAACUAUAAAAAUUUAUAUUUUUAUUUAAUCAAUAUUUUUCAUAUUACUUUUAAUUUAUAUUUCAUAUUUAAAGGUAAUAAUCAUAUUUUGUUAAUACCUGAAUAAAAAUUUAUGUUUUCAAAAUUUUAUAUAAAUAAUCAUCUCUCCUCAGUCUAAACAUACCAUCUAGAAACAAUAUUCCUAAAUUUACCAGCCUAAAUCAACGAAUUUUACAGAUCUACAUUAAUGUUUAAUUAACAUAAGUUAUUGUUGCCGUGUUUAUUUGUUAAAAUUCGAAUCAGGAAAAUGCAUUUAUAAUAGGAAAAAACAACUAUAAUUAAGGUAGUUAAAUUUAAUAUUUCAGUGGCAUUCUAAUGUAAAUAACUUUGAAAAUUAAGAGGCAAUUUAUAUUGGUACUUCUCUUUUAAUAAUAGAGAUACACUGUCUUAUUCUCUAAUCUUGCCUCCUACGUAUAUGUUUACAUAUACUAAACAUAUUAGUUGAAUCACAAUCUAAACUAUAUAAAAAUUAAAUAUUUGGGGUAUAAUUAUAAUAUUAAUCUAUAUUAUUAAAAGUGAAGUACAAAUAUAAAAUUGCCUUAAAAUAAACUUUUAAUUAUAUUCUAAUGCCAUUGAAAAUUACCUCUAGGUCUAUUUCAUAAAUUACAUCUAUUGUGAUUAUUAACAUUGUAUCUUUUAAAUAUAAUACAUUUUAAUCUAAAACAAUUAUAGUGAAAUUAAUAAUAAAUCAGUUUAACUGUAAAGUUAAAUUUCACUUUUAGCAAUAAAAAAAUAUGUUGAGAAAUUUUUUUAUAUAUUUUAAAUAUAUUUUAAUUAAUGCAUUGAUUAAGUUCAUAAUUAGUAAUAUAAUAAUAUUAUUAUAAAUUCAUGUUAAAUAAAUUAUUAUUGGAAAACAUAAUAGAACAAAUAUAUUGAGAAAAAUAUAAAAAUCUUACCAAAACUUUCAUUUUUAAAAUAAACAGUACAUUAUUUUAGUAUAAAAAAAUCAUAUAAUUUUCCAAUCUAAAAAAUAGUUUGCUUAAUUUUCUAAAUUUCUCAUGACCAAAUAUAUAAUUUUGAAAAUAAAUAUUUCCAACUCAAAUGAUAAUAUUCCAAAUUUUACAAAAGAUAAAAUGAUAGAUGUUAAAGUAUAUUUUUAAAUACAACAUGGAAAUAUAAAUUAUCAUAACAAAUAUCUUUUCUAAAGUAUAAGUAAAUAAAAUUUUAAAGUGUAUUGUAUGCAAACUGUAAAUUUUUUUAAAAAAAAUAGUUUGGAAGAGAUUCUCUGAUUAUAUUAUAUUAUGAAUUUAUUAUGCCGAACUCAAAAAUAUAUUAGUAUGUAAUAAGUAAUAACAAUUAAUAACAAAAUAAAAUGAGUAUAACAAAUCAUUAUAUAUAAAUAAUGUCAAAUAAGAAAGAUAACCGAUAAUAUUAUAGAGUUACACAAUAUAUUACACUAGAGUAUAAAUUAUAUAUUAAAACCACUUGCGAUAAUAUCUACGUUCUACAUUUAAAAAAUGAAAAAUUACUCGCACGGACGUGCGGAUCUAGUAAACUAUUAAUUGACAAACUAACUAUAUGAAGGGGUUGGCUAGAAUACACAAUGUAUUUUAUGUAUUAAAUACAAAAUGUCUUUAUGAGAGAACAGUUGAUAUAAAUAUAUACAUAUAUAUAUAUAUAUAUAUAUAUAUGUUAAAAAAUUAUUUUCUUACAUCCAUCGCUGAUUUUUGGAUUCCUGUUAGAUGGCUCAAUAUUAUUGUUUUUCCAAGACAUGCACCGUUCAUAGUUCCUAUGAAUAACUAUAUAUCUUUCAUGUCUCUUAAAUCGAUCUUCAGUAUCUCUUCAUUCGCCUUAUCAUCAGAAGCCGCCAUAAUUUCACCAAGCUUCGAUUCAUUCUCACGAGAAACAGCUAACAUAUCAUUACCAAUCUAGAAUCUGACGACGUGUUGAGUUGUAAAAGAUAAUUAGUGACUGUUAUGUUUCUAUUCUCUAUAUUUCUCAAGAUAUAUGGUCGAAAUGUCGUAUUCAAUUGCAACUAAAGAGCGUACUAUGCUAUAUAUUGUGUUGUGGUAAUAAUAGUAAACUAUAGUAACUGGGUUUGCAAGUGAAUGCUAGUGUGUAUUUUUUUCAAAUAGUAUAUUUCUCCAAGACGCAGUGACAUUUCUAAGUCAUUGGUUCAUAAGGAAUCUUAAACAAUUUGAAAAAGAAUGAUCACUUACCACACUGUAAAGGCUUUCUUUUAGAGGGAAGUAUAUCUUGAAGGAUCACAUUACUAAACUGAAGAUGAACAAUGUUCGUGAUGUAGUAGAGUCUAUUUUAUUUUCCGGCUGUAACAAAUAGAAUAUAAAUCAGACAUCAUAUUAAUAUAAAUGGCACAGUUACGUGUCAUGGUUAUGAAUUGACUAGUAUAAAUUUUCAAAAGACAAAACUCAAAAUUCAAUACAACACAUAAUUUCUCUCAUAUUAUUUAGUUGUUUGAUAUACCAUAGAUUUUUAUCAGUUUUCAAACAUGUUAUAUAACCUUUUUAGAAUAUAUUACAUGUUUUGAAGUACAUUUUAGAGUCUUUUCAAGUUUACGUAUGUUUUGAAACAAUGUAGAAAUUAUAGAGAAUUUUAGAGCUAAAAAAUGAAAAAGUAGUUGUUGUUCAAGAAACCAGCCAGAGUCGAUAUUUAAACAAAGUGUUGAUCAAACUGACCCUUUGGUGUCGCUUGACACUGAUGUGAGAAGACGGGCUUGUUUGUGACUAACUUGAAACCGAAAGAUCCACAUAUUUACAAGAUUACCCUUACCCGACAUUUACUUAGUAUUUAUGUGUUUUACCAUUGUUUUGGAAAACACACUGUUUUACAUUAUUCUGUUACUUUCUUACAUAGCAAACUAUUUAAAGUUUUUAGAUUGGAGAGAAGAUCCAAGACUUAUUCACAGAUUUGUAUUGGAAUUCAUUGUUUUCUACCUUAUUUAUCUUUGCAUUAUAUUCAGACUAUUGCUAUGAUUUUCGUUGCUAUGCCUAAGUAGUUUACUCUGUUAGGUUUAGAGUUUUUAUGGAUUAGCCGAAAACUAUAAAACUGCUAGGGUGAAUCUAUAGAUUUCACUCAUCAAAAUUAUUCUUACUGCUUGUAUUCUAGAGUAGCUAAUUAGAACACCAAUUUUUAGUAUUAUUGAGAACAGCGAAAGUAGGAUCAUAUCAUUAGUUAAUCCUAUUGAACUAGGUUGCUAGAUACAUGCGAUCGCUCGUCUAGGUAACUAGUGAAAUAUCAAUUAGGACGAUAACGCUUGCCUAAGGAAGUAUCCAUCGAUACUUUAGUCAAUAGUAUCGAUCAACACUCGAUCCGUGUGGAUUCAAUUCCUAAGUACUACAACUGAACCUCUUAUUUGAGAAAGAAAAAUUGGUCAUAGGGUAAUUUGAGUGAUAUCAAAUUUGGCGCCGUUGCCGGGAAGCAUUGGAUUUGCCAUUAGACUCGAUUUAUUUGAUUUAGUCUAGGUUAUUUUUCUGUUUUAGUUACUUAAAAAAAUUCUUGUUUUUCAGGCGCAUGCCCAUCAGUACCGGAAGCAACAAGGAGAAAGAGAUUUUAUUCUCAGACCCUCCACGUUUUGAACGUUCAAUCCGAAAAGAGAGACUCGCAACACCGAUUGACAUCAACUCAACUUCGUCGACCGAUACUUGUGAGCGAGCACCGAUCGAUACUUCUCACUCAGACUCGAUCGAUACCAACCCACGAGCUGACAUGGUUGUGAAUCUUGUGCUGAUACAUGAUGAGAUUGGAGACUUACAUGAUCACGAGGGUUAUCCGCGUAAUGCAGCAGGUCAGAGGAUAGAUGAUCAGGGGACUGUAAUCCCUAAUCUUGAAGGAGUUGUACAAUAAGCUACUACUGCUGAGAAUGCUGCAGUCAAUGCUCAGGCUGUAGCUGAGGAGAAUUUCCAGACUGCUCGACCAAAAACUUUUGCUGACUACAACCAUCCAGCUCAAUACUAUGCCAACAGAUCUACAAUAUUCGUCCUCCUACUUUCUAGAGGAACGAUAUCGAUCUGAAACCUGCAUACUUUACAUUAGUGGGACAUACACCUUUCCAUUGUCACCCACAUGAGCAUCCUAUGUACCAUCUGGAGCGGUUCGAGGAUCUAGUUUAUGCUAUCAAAGCCAAUGGAGUCCGUGAGGACUAUCUUCUUUACAAACUCUUACUCAAUUUCUGGAGAUGCUUCAUACUGGCUUAAGCAGUUACCACCAGAAUCUCUUACAUCCUGGACUGACAUCAAAAACACUUUCUUGUGUAAUUUUUUUGAUAAUGCGCAUGCUAAAGAAUUGAGGAGCAGGAUUGCUACAUUCAAGUCAUUUCAGAGAGAUUGUCUACAUCAUGUAUUCAGUGAGGUACAACAGCUAAAUACCUUCUUCAGAGGCAUCGCUUUGGCUUACUAGAUGUCUCUAAACACUACUAGUGAGGGAAUGUUCAACAUUAAGAAUCCAGAAGAGGUUGUGAGAUUUAUUCAGACUUGGCGUCUAGCAAUAUCAUGAAAACACUAUUUUGAGAGAAAGAAAUUGGCCAUUGUCUUUGGAAAUGAGCAGAUGAAUGAAGUUAAGGCCAAGCUGGACAUUAUUCAUCAGCUUAUCGAUAAAUAGGCUAGCUUUACAAAGGAUGUACAAGAUGUAGAUGUCCACAACAACAGAGGUGAUGAGGAGGAUGUGAACUUCAUCAGUGGUACUAGUUUCCGGAAUCACAGGUCUAGGAAUCAAGGUGGAAACAUGAAUUUCUGUGGCAAUGGUCAGAUGAGUAAUAACAACUAGAGUUCACAAUAUCAGAAGCCCUACAUCAACAACUACAAUAACAACAACAACAACUACAAAACUUUUGGGAGUUCUUCUUAUCAGAAUCUAACACCAGCAACUCAAGAGAGCAAGAUAUAAGGGAUGCUGUCUACAUCAAACUGAACAACAAGUUUGAAGCUCUAAGCACACAUGUGAAGAAAUUGGAGACUCAAGUGGUUCAAACAGGAAAAGUUGUUAAGAAGCAGGAAGCGCUGACUAAACGAAAAGGAGACACCACGUGAGUGCCAUCAUAGAUGUUGAUUUCUGGCAAGUGGUGAAGGAAGAAAAUCUUCAAGAAGGAGACUUUCACGUCGAAAGCUCCAUGUCCAUCGGCAGUGUUCAUUGGUGUCGAUCGACACCACCAACUGAGCACCGACUGACACCACUUGCAGAAUCAGUGGAUCGUGCGAAACAUUUCGAAUCGAGUGACACUCAGUCUUCACCAGUCGACACCCGUAUCCGCCUAUGCCAUUCCGUGUCAAGACGAAAGAUAUCGAUCAGCACAAACAAUAAGACACUGAUCGACACCAACAGGCUGGCAACGAUUGAUACCAGCAGCCGAGCAGAGAUCGACAACCGCCUCUUACAUAUUGAGUGUGAUUGCCACGCAUCGAUGUAGCUAAGCUAAAUGCAGGACGACACCCAUCUCAACCUUCAGAAAUAUCAACACAUAGCAACAUUCAACAGCCUGAAGAUGCAGUAGAGCCUAUGAUCAUUGAGAAGGCUACUAAAGGACAAAUUUUGAGGAGAAAGAUGGAGAAGGUUCCCAGACAUCUAAAUAGAUGAACAAACUAGAAGGAGAUUGAAUAGCUUUACAAUAACCCGUAAGAUUUGAAUUAAUCAUCAAUACAAUAAGCCCCCUAAAUUUUUUAAGAACUUUUGAUUUUAACUUCGAUAUAACCAAAUGAAUAUUGUGGGGUAUGGAAUGUAUGAUCAUGAUGCAACAAAUAGAAAUCACAUUUGAGACUACUGCUCAGAGUUGAUUAAACAGAUUGAGUGGCUGGCAUUCACAAAUAUAAGAUCUGAUUCAUUCCAUUCUUGAUUAACUAUAUACCACAGCUGAUCCAGACAUUAUUUAGUAUGGGGCACAUUUUGUAAAAUAUAUGUUAAUUAGGUUGAACAGUUUUCGUAAACCAAAACCACCAUCGUCCGAUUCAUCAUCCGUCAACUUUGGCCCACUAGGUUUCGACCAAUCCUCCUCCUCACCCUCGUCGAAAUAUCCCCCAGAUCGCCAUCUUACUCGGCGUUUCAUUACUACAAAUCCCCAAGCCUCCUCAUGCCGUCGGGACACAAGUGCGUCGUACUGCGGCUGUUCCAGUUUAAUGUCGAAGUCGAAGAUGGGUAGUUCCGACGACAGUUUCUGCCAUCUUCAUCCGACAAACUCUCUAGCAUUCUCCGGCAGAUUCUGUCACGUACUCCGUCAACCCAACCUUUCCCACCCAAGAGAAACAUUUCCUCCGCUGAGAUGUUCGACUGGAACUUUCCUUUCGAUUUCAGCAGAGCAGUUUCUAGUGCAGGCUAUGCGGUCAUUGAAAUUGGAGGGGACAAAUGUGCUUUUGAGAACAAGGUAAAACAUGUUCAAAAAAAAAGAACAAGGUAAAACUUAACAACUUUAGUAGCUGUCGUCAAUUUUUUUUUUUUGAAUUAGCUAGAGGUAUCCUGACCCCACAUAAGUGUCCAGACUAAUCACGUGUUGCCACGUGUCGGUUCUCUGUCCCUGGUGAUGCUGAAAUAUUAAUUUUCCAGUGGUCGGGAUUCGAACCCAGCUGUCGUCAAAUUAUAAUCGCUUGGUUUAAAGAAAUACUAAAGAGAGAGAAAUGGAGUCACUAAAGAACACUAUUUUUCUUUGAAAUGGUAACAAUAACACUCAAUAGAAAUGGAGUCAGACAGUGAAACUCGUUGAAGAGAAACAUUGAUACACAGUUCCACAACUUGUCUAAAAAGGUUUCUGUCUUUUUCCUUUUAAUUAUUCUUGAUCUGUAAAAAUAAAAAAUUAAUAAAUAGAAUCCGAAAAUAUUGCAGAGGAGAAGGAGCAAGAUCAACGAGAAAAUGAAAGCUUUGCAGAAGCUGAUACUCAAUUCCAACAAGUUAAAUUGAAUGUUCCAAUCUUUAUACUUCAGAUCUCUAUCUUGAGAAUGAGAAACAUUGUUUUGUUUUUUAAAUAGUUGUAGACAGAUAAAGUCUCAUUGCUUUGAUGAAGCGAUAGAAUAUCUGACGCUGCUUCAACUUCAAGUGCAGGUUUCUUACUAAAGAUCAUAUAUAAUCAAAGUCCAAUCUGUAAAACAUAUCAUCUGAUUAACUUAUUUACUCCAUUAUGCAGACUUUAGCCGUUAUGAAUGGUCUAGGCCUAAACCCUCAGCGGCAACCACCAGUUCUACCGCCUACGCAGACAAGGAUCAAUGGAACCUUAGAACAAGGCCUCAACUUUGGGACUCUGCUUGGUGCUUCUCACUCGCUGGUUAACCAUGAAGAUGAUUCGAAGUCAAGAUCUCUUCUUAGUACCGUAUACCACAAAGGGCUGGGCACAAGGCGAGUACUCGUUAUCUUGCGUGUACUUACUACUUGAUCAAAAAUGAAUUACUUGCAAGUUACUUAUCCUGCCAUAUUACUUAACGAGCAUUUUAAACUAUUUACGAGUACUUGUGAGUUGUGACCUAUUUACGAGUUUUUUGAGUAUUUAAGAACUAGUACUAAAUAAUGUUCUAUUAAAAAUUGAUAAUAAUUUUUUUUUGUUUAUUUUUUACUUAAAAUAACAUGUGAAUUACUUUAAACAAAAUAUUUUCUCAUAUUAUAAAGAAGAGAAAUAAAAUAUAUAUAAAUAUUUCGAUAUAUAAGCAUUUUGUAAUUUUCACAAUGACAAAAAUGUCUUAUCUAAUCAAGUAAUAAGUAAUAACAAGCCAUAUAGCUAAAUUUUUAAAACUUAACUAGAUGACGACGAAUAUUUAAAAAUCAAGAUGGAUAUAAAACAAGUAACAAGUAUAAGAAGAGUAAUGAGUAUUUUUGUCCAAUCCUAAAUGCAAGUAAAAGAAAAAUAUAUAUAAACAAGUAUUUAAUAGAUCAUGUAACAAAUAUUAAGUAAUGGAGCAAGUAACGGGGCAAGUAACGAGUCAAGUAUUAAAAAUAAUAAUGAUACUUGAUACUUGACUUGAUCUUGCAAAUAAUGAAAAUUGUCGACUUGUUACGAAUACUUAAAUUUUCGAGGCGGGUACGAGUCAAGUAGCGAAUCUAUGGCAAAUAACGAGUGAUGAUGGCCAGCCACAGGAGCCAAAAAAAAAAAUUUAGUCUAGUAUUGCUAUAUUUCAAAGUUCAGUUAUUGUUAUGCUAAGAAGCUUUAGGACCAAGCAAAACUUUGGGAUGUCAAAAGAUGAUAUAAGUUUAAUUACAUGAAAUGAGAUAAUUAUUGCAACUGUCACAUGGCUAUGUCUGUGAGUUGCACCCACCCGUAAGCACACCGGUCUCGGAUACUUCGAGCUAUGGAUGCUGCUGCCUCAAACGCAUGUCUAAUCUUCGUUAUUGCUUUCUCUACUUGAAUUCUGACGCAAACUUCUAUCUGCGUUUUUUUUAAAUGCCAGAGAAGUUAUUAAUUGAUUGUGGUAACACAAAGGAAAAUUGUCAAGUAAAAACCUUUUCAAGAGAGCAUUGUGUGUCUAAGAUGUGGCAAAAGUAUGACAGCUGCUUGUACAGGUCUGCUUCAGUGUACUGUAAAUAAGACAAAGCUUGGAAUCAAAAGUUGUUUUAUGAAGCAACAGAAAGAUAGAGUUCUUAUCAGGUGGAUGAGGGCAUAUACUUUUCUCAAAAGGGUUCCAUUACAGUUUGGAUAGCUUGGGAAAACUGUUCCCCAUUCACUGUCAACAAGCAGACCAAAGUUGAGGCUGCGAGUGGUGUGCUUGCCAGACUCAUCGUCACACUGUUGAACACAAAAUGUACAAGGAAAGCUUUCAUUAUCCUGACUUAGUAACCACAGGUGUUCAGAAUUAUGGUUAUAUAAGCGAGGCAAGAGCCAAGAGAGAAGGUUUUAUAUGCACCAUCAUUAUGCCUUUGUAGUACAUUGGCACAAACCCAUCAAUCUGCCUUUCACCUGAAACGCAUGAUAAAAUGGUUUUUCUUACUUAGAAAUUAAACCCUUGCCUACCUGGUUAUUUAUCAUUGCAGGGGAUAUUCUUCCUGUGCUACCUUCUAACUCGCAUUUCGAGCAGUGCAGUUUAAAGCCAGAAUGUAGAAGAAUCAGAUUCCUCUGUUUCAGAAUUAGUAUUGAUCGACGCACAAACUGAACUAGUAAUAGAUGGACAGUUGAAAGAAGCAUAGCAGCUGGGGCAUCUUAGUGCUAACGGCUCACAGCUUUUAUUUUUUUUGGAGAUUAACAACACCUUUUGUAGUCAUGCCAAGGUAACACCAUUGACUAGGCCUGGGCGUUCGGUGGACCGUUCGGUUUCGGUCCAGAUAAUUCGGAUUUUCGGAUUUUCGGUGUUAUGUUCAGAAGUACCAUUCGGGUUUUACUAAUUAUCGGAUCGGUUUCGGUUCGGUUCCUUUCGGGUUCAGUUCGGAUCGGAUGUAACCAAUGUUUAAAAUCGUCCAAAAAUAUUUUUUUUUAAACCUUAAAAAUUGACAAAUUUUUUUUCAAAAUAUAUAAAUUGUUUACAAAUUAAAAAUUAGUGAAACUAUCUAAAUUAACUAAAAAGUAUUCAAAAUAACAAUUAAAACAAACUAAAAAAAUAUUUUGAAUAUCCUAAAAUAUCUAAAUCAUCUUAAAUAUAUAAAAACUUUAACAUAUUUAACUAAUUUCGGAUAUCUUCGGAUCCUAGUUCAGAUGUCGGUUCGGUUCGGAUUAUAACCAAACACCAAAGUACUAAGCUCAUAAGUCCCGUUCAGAUAUUUUUGUAUAACAGUUCGUAUUCGGUUUCGGUUUUUCCGGUUCGGGUCUAAAUAGAUACUUCGGGUUGAGUUAAAAACGCCCAGGCGUACCAUUGACAAUGAAACUCUGCACGAAAAUUGAAAAUGGGCUGGGCUAUUUAUGACCCAAUAAACAGCCAACCGGGCUCAUCUUAUAUAGACCACGUGGUAGUUUUAUUUUUAGGUGAGACUGAAACAUUUAAAUACACACACAUUCCUCACUGGUUGUUUACUCAAAAACAAAAAAAAAAUGGCAGAUGUAGUAGUGAUCUCAGAGACCAUUGUUCAACCAGAGAGCAACGAGGAUGGAUCUGAUCGGGUUAAGAUCCAUCUCACUCCAUUUGAUCUCUUCUUGCUUAAAACCGAGUACGUACAAAGAGGUCUUAUCUUUCCGCAACCAGACCCGGAAACCAACAUAAUCUCUCACCUGAAGUCCUCUCUGUCCGUGGCUUUGAAGAUAUUCUACCCCUUAGCUGGACGUCUAGUCAAGAAGGACUACGAAGAUGACGAAACGGCGUCGUUUUACAUAGACUGCGAUGGUUCAGGGGUCAGAUUCAUACAUGCUUCGGCAGCAACUGUAUCGGUGAAUGAUGUUUUAGAUCCGGCCAAGGCUGCUGUCCCUGAUUUCUGGAAUGCGUUUUUCCCGGCUAACGGAGUUAAAAGCUGGGAAGGGGUCUCGCAGUCGUUGAUUGCGUUCCAAGUAACGGAGCUACGAGACGGAGUUUUCAUCGGAUAUUGUAAUAACCAUGUGGUUGUAGACGGAACAUCAAUGUAUAGUUUCUUGAGAACAUUGACGGAGAUUUGCACUACCGCCCGGAAAACGUUUCCUCCUUUGCGUCUAUGUGGGUGGUUUCUUGACGGGGUUGACUACCCAAUUCGAGUUCCGGUCUCGGAGAUUGUAUCCUCCUCCUCACCUGGUGAAGAAGUUGUUUCUCCCGAUUUGCAGAAGAGCAUCUUUCGGCUCACGAGUAGAAACAUCUCUGAGCUCAAAGAGAAAGUCAAGGAUGAGGUUGUUGGUUCUCAUGAUGAGGAUCUGAAAAUCUCUUCGCUUCAAGCCGUUGUGGCGCAUAUGUGGCGAUCAAUAAUCAGAAACAGUGGUCUCAAUCCUGAAGAGGUGAUUCAUUGCAAGUUAGGAAUGGAUAUCAGACAGAGGCUAAACCCUCCGCUCGAGAAAGAGUGUUUUGGAAACAUGGUCGGAAUGGCGCUGACCACCACAACCGCCGGAGAAAUGCUUGACAACGGACUGGGUUGGGCUGCUUUGCAGCUAAACAAAACUGUGAGGUCGCAAACGAGUGAAGUAAUCAAACGUUUUGCUGAGAAUUGGGCGAAGAACCCGAAAAUACCGAAUCAUUUGGUGGAGAAUAAUUCGCUUGUUGUUGGUAGCUCUCCACGGUUCAAUGUGUUUGGAAGCGAUUUUGGUUGGGGUAAACCGAUUGCGAUUCGAGGUGGACCGGGAAUUUCUGGUCAUGGUAAAAUCCUUGUUUACCCGGGAACUGAACUAGGAAGCAUGGAGAUUCAUACGUUUUUAUGGUCUCACGUUUUGGAGAAAUUAUUGGCCGAUGCAGAGUUCUUACAGCAUGUCGUUCGUCUGUUUUAAUCCAAAUCAACUCUAAAUGUACACUUCUGCGGAUCCCUCACUCUCCUCCAAUUGUCAUCCAGCGGAUCACUCGGGACAUCAAGAUUUUAUCUUCAUCCUUCUCUGUUAUUUCCUUUGUUUUAUUUUUCUGCACUCUAAAUUUUAUGGCUGAUUCGUUGGCCAAGGCAGUAUUGUAUUCAAGCCAGUUUUGGCUUUGGGUUUGCGUCUUUAUAAUAUGUGGUAUUCAAAAAAUAUGUACACUUCUGCAGUCUGUGUGUAAAAGAAAUAAGAAAAUAUCGUUUUCUGUGUGAUAAUUAUCUUUUGUCUGGAAAGCAUAUAUCAAAACCCUAGACAAUGAUUUUGUUAGUAGUAGUUCGUACACUAACCCCCUCCAAGGGAUUUUGUUCUAACCUGUAUCUCAAGUUUUUUUUUAAAGUUGAUGAUAUUAUUAAUAGAAAAAAACUAUAUAUGAAAAAUAAUCUAUACAAUGAACCUCUGCGACAUCAUCAUCAACAUAUCAAUUCGAAAGUACUGCUAUCUAGAGACUUAACAGGAGAAAUUUUAAUGGUAGUGAGUACACUAACCCAUCAUAACCAGUAACAAAUCAAUUCGAAUCCUACCUACCAUUUUAAAUAUAUUUGGUGAAAGCAACACAAAAAACAGUGUAUUUGUGCGAAAAUAAAGAUUUGAUUAGGAUCCUUAGUGGUAGUUAGUACACUCAUCCCAUGCAAGUGCUUUUGUUUUAACUUGUAUCUCAUGAUAAUAUUAUUAGUGAAAAUCUAUACUAUUAAUUUAGGUCCUAUUUUUAUAUACUAUUAACAAAUCAUAGUAAUAGUAAGACCAUUUAAGGAAUUAGUUAAUAUAACAUAUUUAAUUAUUUACAUUAUAAUAAACCAACAAUAAAUUUGAUUUUUUGUAAUUAUAACAAAAUCUCCUGAGAAAGAAUCUAACAAAAUCUUAUUUAAAAAUUAAAAUAUUUUAUAAAAUAACACAUUAACUAAUUUUGUAAUUAUUAAUAUAAUAUUAUUUAUAAAUCAAUGUUUACUAACAUCUAAUCUAUUAAUUUAUGGUCUUAUUUUUAUCUACUAUUAACAAAUCAUAGUAGAACCGAGAAUUAGUUAAUAUGAUAUAUUUGAUUAUUUACAUUUUAAUAACUAUAAAUUUAAUUUUUUAAUUAAACAAAAUCUAUUGAUUAAUUUCGUAACUAGUAAUAUAAUAUUAUUAUAAAUCAAUGUUAACUAGCAUUUUAUUAUAAAACAAGAAAAUAAAAAAUUCUUUACUAUUUUAUAAAUUCAAUAAUUAUAUUCUCUAUAUAAAAUAAAAGUGCUAUAUGAAUUAAAUAUGAAAGUUAUAUUAAAUAGGUAAAUUAGAAAAUUUUAUUUUUUAAAAUUGUUUCAUUUAAAUAAAUUAACACUCAUCAUUAAAAUGGGUUAAAAUUUGUAAACUAUAUAAUAUUUUAUAGAAAAAUAAAUUUAUUACCAUGGGUUAAACUUUUAUAUCUGUAACUAUAUAUGUUAUCUUUUUUUGUAUUUCGAAACUCUCAACAAUAUAUUAUUAAAAAUGUUAAUAUACAAAAUAUAAUAGUAUAUAAUAACCUUUAGUUCAUAUACUAUUUAAAAACAUGUUACUAGAAAACUUUGAAAUUUUAGUAAUUCAUUUAAAAUAUUAAUGAAAAAUAAAAUUUACUAAAAUAAUAUGAUAUAUGCUACUAUGUAUACAAAUUUACUAAAAUAAUAGGACUAUAUUAUUUGAACAAAACAAUGUUUUUACUUAUAAAUUCUAUAAAAUACUAAACUGAUAAAUGUUAAAAGUAUAAUAUAAAUAAAUUUAAAAUGUACUAUAUGCAAAAUGUAUAAAUUAAAUAAAAAAAUAUUUUGAAGGAGAUUCUCUAUUUGAUUAUUUCAGAUUGUUAUUUAUUGUACCUAACUUGAAAAUAUAUUAGUAAGUAAAAAACUUGAUAACAAAGUAAAAUGUAUUAAACAAAUCACUAUAUAUUAAUAAUAGUUAAUAAAAAGGGAAAAUUUUACUUUUACACUUUGGUUGAUACCACUUUUCAACUUUACCACUAGUAUAGGGACAUUUUCAUAAAUACCAUGUUCAUUAAUGGGCAAAAGACAAUAGUAUCAUUCUCUUAUCUUCUCUCAAUCAUCGUUUUCUUCCUCUCUCUCUUUUGGCGAUCGACUUUCUCGGAGUCACCAGAGAUCUGCCGUAUCUCUCUCACACGACCGGUUCUCUGCGAUUCCAAACCUCCACAAUGUCGACUCCUACUUCUGUACAAGAGAUAACCUUGCUUCACAAUCAGCACGCUUAGCUGUUGCCGUCUUCAUAGAGCUUCGUCGUCAUAUUCUUGGAGAUUCAGCUUCGCUGUUUUCAUGGAGAAUCAGCUUCGCCGUUUUCAUGGAGAUUCAGCUUCGCCGUUUUCACGGAGCUUAGCCGCCGUUGUAUGACAGAGAGGAAAGCCUCCUGAUUUGAGAUCCUCGCCGCUGAUUGAAUAGUUCGCUGGUUGUCGUUGCAUCCUCUCCUGAAUCGUAACUUGUGAUGAUGGAUGUGGUACUGCGUUUUCAGGGUUUAAGGUGGAUUUUAAACUAAGGGAAGCUGGAGGAAUGGAGAUUGUGCCUCCAAUCAUAACGAUCAGCGUCACUUCGGGAGCCUAUUAAUGAGGCAAAUCAAAUAAAACUUUCAGAUCUUAUAGCGACAAAAGGCUUUUGACUUAAUUUUUUUUUCCUAUCAUGAAUCAUUAUAGUUCUGUUGGGACUGAGAAAAGUUGGGCAUGAUCUUACUUUCAUGUGCUGGUUGGAUUUCAGAUAGUUACUUAAAGAAAUGAUUUUUUCUUAGGGAAAGCUUUAAACUUAGUUCUGUGGUGUAAUAGUACUGUUAGGCCAUAGUAUUGUUUCGCAAAGCAAUAAUGUUCUUUGGUGUUACCCAGAUACUGUUAUGUUCUCUUUGGUUGUCCAAAGGCAUUUACUCAUCUUUCUGUUAUGUUACUUUUCAUUGGUUGUUCUAUUCCGGUCUGGUUACCCAGACCACCUCAAGCUUGAGUAAUAGAAUAGCCGUUCGACGUCAAAAAAAAAAACACUUAUAAAACUAAAAUUAGUUAAUAAAAAUAAUAUAUUAUCUUAAAACCCCAAAAAUCACCUUAUAAACCAUAAAUCAGUUUAUAAAUAAUAAAUCAGUUUAUAAGACCUUAUAAAUCAAUUUAUAAAAUUUUAUAAGUAUAUAUAAACUAAUAUGUCUUUUGUAAGAAUUUAGAAGGUUUUGUGUAUCAUUUAUAAACUCCAAUAAACAAAUGUACCCAUUAAUAAAAGUUUAUAAUUAUUUAAGUGUUUGUGAAUUGGUUA